Molecule: messenger RNA, 3460 nt
Organism: Spea bombifrons (plains spadefoot toad)
Lineage: Eukaryota; Metazoa; Chordata; Amphibia; Anura; Pelobatidae
Gene: SUPT20H
Product: SPT20 homolog, SAGA complex component
Exons: 24
Coding region: 200-2635 (811 amino acids)
Biological process (GO): regulation of transcription by RNA polymerase II
Cellular component (GO): SAGA complex
Molecular function (GO): transcription coregulator activity
Source: RefSeq, a predicted model, not a curated record
UGUGACGUCACGUCAUGCGACAGCGGCGACGCAGGACAACAGCAACCGGAGGUCUGAUUUCCUGCAGGAAAACGCCGAAUACCGGCGUUUUUAAAGCGGUGAACCGGCGGCUCAUUAAGCCUUACCAAACAAUCAUGGCCGCUAGUCAGCUAUAAUCAACUUCUGGCUUACUGCCUUUAAGAGAUCAGCUGCUGCAACGAUGCAACAAACUUUAGAAUUGGCGUUGGACCGAGCAGAGUAUGUCAUUGAGAGCGCCAGGCAGAGGCCUCCAAAACGCAAACACUCGUCUGGAGGAAGGAAAUCUGUAUUUCAUAAGCUGUACGACCUGUAUAUAGAAGAAUGUGAAAAAGAACCAGAGAUAAAGAUGUUAAGGAGAAAUGUGAAUUUGCUGGAGAAGUUAGUGAUGCAGGAGACUCUCUCCUGUUUGGUGGUGAACCUGUAUCCUGGAAAUGAAGGCUACUCCCUCAUGCUGCGGGGCAAAAAUGGGUCAGAUUCUGAAACCAUCAGGCUUCCCUAUGAAGAGGGGGAGCUUUUGGAUUAUCUGGAUGCAGAAGAGCUUCCACCAAUUUUAGUUGAUCUUCUUGAAAAAUCUCAGGUCAAUAUUUUCCAUUGUGGGUGCGUUAUAACUGAAAUCCGUGAUUACAGACAGUCUGGAAAUAUGAAAUCACCAACAUACCAAACAAGGCAUGUUCUUUUACGACCUACAAUGCAGACUUUGGUGUCAGACAUACAUGCCAUAACCAGUGACAACCAUAAGUGGACACAGGAAGAUAAGCUUUUGCUAGAGAGCCAGUUAAUCUUAGCGACAACAGAACCUUUAUGUCUGGAUCCCUCUAUAUCUGUUACCUGCACUGCAAACCGUCUGUUGUUCAACAAGCAGAAGAUGAAUACGUGUCCCAUGAGGAGGUGUCUGAAGAGGUACUCAAGACCAUCACUAAACAGACAGCAGGAGUUAUCAAGCUGUCCUACUCCACCACAGCUCAAGCUUCUAGAUUACCUACAGAAGAGAAAGGAACGGAAACCCACAAUGCCUCAAUAUGACCUUAAAAUAUCCAAGAGUGGAAAUUGCAUUGACACAUGGAAACAAAAUCCUUGCUUGUUAACAGCGCCAUCAGAAGUUGAUGUUGAAAAAUAUGCAAAAGUUGAAAAAUCUAUUAAACUUGAUGACUCGCAACCUACUGUCUGGCCAGCAGACGAGAUGAAAGAAGAUUAUCUCUUUGAAUUGGAAAGUGGCAGUCCGUUCCAGAAAGCAAAAUUGACUGUUUUCCAAAACGUGGGAAAUCCUCUAUACUAUGGGAGAAUGCAGACUUACAAGAGCGAUGAAGAGAAUGACAACCGCUUAUCACCAUCUCAAUUUCUGAUCGGAUCCAAGAUUGACAUAGACAGGGUGGUCAGUCAGUACCAUGAUGUGUUUGAGAAUGAAGCCAAAACUUUUGUAAAGAUGACUCACAAUGUAGGAGGCACGGUCAGUCAUAGCCAGCUUUCUCCAGGAAGUGAAAUAGAGUCUGACAGUAUCUCGGGGUCAAUACAAUCUUCUGUACUGGGCAAAGGUGUCAAGCACCGACCACCACCCAUUAAACUUCCUGCAACCUCUGGAAACAGUUCAACAGGUAAUAUUUUUAGUCCACAGCAAGCAAGUGGCCACCUCAAAUCUACAACACCCCCGCCUUCUAAGCCACCCGGUAUCUCUCGGAAACAAUCUGCAGAGCAUAAUCAAAUCAGCAUGGUUUCCCCUGUUGCAAUGUCACCUGCCGGCUCGUCACAAAGAUCUGGAACUCCCAAACCAUCUACUCCUACACCAACCAACACCCCAUCAUCGACACCGCACCCACCUGAUGCUCUGAAUUCAACUCCUCUCACCCCUUCUGCCACCCCCACACCCCAAGACCCAAGUUAUAAUUCCCAACCUGCUUUGUUAACACAGUUUGCUCAGCAGCAAAUGUCUUUGGGUCAGGGAUUACCUGUUAUGACCAUUCCACUGUCCACCAUGGUCACCACUAUCACCACAGGAACCUCCUCCACUCAAGUCAUGACUAACCCUGCUGGACUUAACUUCAUCAAUGUAGUGGGCUCUGUGUGUGGCCCACAGACAUUGAUGAGUGGCUCAAAUACCAUGCUGGGGUGUAAUACUGGUGCCAUAACCCCCACAGGCAUUAAUCUGAGUGGCAUUUUACCAUCAGGAGGCCUGGUGCCGGGUUCACUGCCGGCUGCCAUGCAGUCUGCCUCUCAGGCAGGUGGCCCAUUUGGUUUAAAAAAUACACCAGGGUUGAGGCCAUUAAAUCUGCUACAGCUUCCCGGGGCUUCGCUCAUAUUCAACCCAAUGCAUCAACAACAGCCACAACUGUCUCACUUUUCACCUCAACAGUCUCAGCAAGCAGCAUCUUCUAGUCCUCAGCAGCAGGGUGAUCAGUUGAGCCUCAUACCAGCGGGAAUGGACCAAGGUGCUAGCAGCCAAGAUCAGACGUUAUCUGCACAACAAGCAGCUGUUAUUAACCUUACAGGAGUAGGGAGCUUUGUGCCACCGCAAGCAGCUGUUGCGAUUCUUGCGACAUCAAAUGCAGCAAAUGGCUAUGGCACCAGCCCAAGCGGUACCACCACUCCCCCGGGCUCAUUCAGACAGUCUGUCAAGAAGUAGAAGGGGUGGUGCGUCAUCUGAUCCGCAAGUCUGAUGCCUGCUCUUCAUUCAACCAGCAACGUCAUCAGACAACCAGCAACCGCCUUCUAAUUAUGUAUAUUAAAGGGCAUAACUUAUUACAGUCGUGAGGGAGGGCUUCUAACAAAGCUUUAGAACUGGACGAGAAAAACAAGGUAUUAGGAGUCAAAUGGGUGAAUAUGUUAAGAAGUCUCUUCCUUUAUAAUAUGGAAUGUCCAAUGGGGUGGAAAAAGAAUGACACUAGGGAUAACUUUGUAAAGUGAAUUGUUUUAUUGAGUACAAAAAUGUUCAGCCACUGUAACAAAUACAACUUUUUACACGUUAUUUUAAAAUAAUUAAGUCUAUUUUCCUGACUUAACGCUUUCUAGAACUUCAUUCAGCAACGUUUGCACCUCUUUGUGUCUUGUGAUGGAUCGACUGACACAGUCCUGAAGCUUUUCUGCUGUGAGUGCACUUCCACCUAAUUAAAAGAAAGCACAAGUCAGGCAUAAGAGGUUUUUAGCAAAGGUUGGAAAAGCUGUCUUAUUACUAUAGCAACCAAACGAUCCAAUCAGCAAGGACAUCCCAAUGAUUACUAUAGUGAUAAGACCACUUUUCAUACCAGAAGCCCUUUAGAUAUACAGUAUAUAUAUAUAGUAUUUUUGAAUUUAUUACAUCAUCAACGGAAGAAGAUCAAAAGGUAACAGCGUGGCUUUAACAUGUUCUCCAAAAAUAAAUGUUAGAACCUGCUGCACCUACAGAGUUACUAAAUGCCAGAGAUCUACUUUUUUUAGUGAGACAAUAAAUGGCUACAUAUUUUAGACCUUU